Molecule: messenger RNA, 1048 nt
Organism: Zingiber officinale
Lineage: Eukaryota; Viridiplantae; Streptophyta; Magnoliopsida; Zingiberales; Zingiberaceae
Product: eukaryotic translation initiation factor 4E-1-like
Exons: 5
Coding region: 51-779 (242 amino acids)
Biological process (GO): translational initiation
Cellular component (GO): cytoplasm; eukaryotic translation initiation factor 4F complex
Molecular function (GO): translation initiation factor activity; RNA 7-methylguanosine cap binding
Source: RefSeq, a predicted model, not a curated record
CUAAUUCAAACUGGCAGCUCAAGGGAUAGAGAGAGAUAGCAGCGACGGCGAUGAUGGCGGUUGACAACGGCAUUCCGACGACAAUAGAGAAGGCCAAUGGUGAAGGGGGUGAGUUGGAGGAAGGGGAAAUCGUAGGAAAUUCUGCGAUGGGGGAAGCGGAGCCGCGGCAGGGAGCGGAGGGCGAGGAUGAGGACGGCGACGCCGGCGAGCAAGAUGACUGUGGAUCACAGAGGAAGCAGGUCGAGAUCCACCCGUUAGAGCAUUCCUGGACUUUCUGGUUUGAUAAUCACGUCGGCAAAUCAAAGCAGGUCGCGUGGGGCAGCACCAUCCGAGCUGUCUACACCUUCUCCACCGCUGAGGAUUUCUGGGGUGUCUACAACAAUAUAAACCAUCCAAACAAGUUGCCUAUUGGAGCAGACUUCCAUUGUUUCAAACUAGGAAUAGAGCCGAAGUGGGAGGACCCUAUCUGUGCGAAUGGAGGAAAAUGGACCCUAAGUUGCUCAAAAGGAAAAGUUGAUAAUUUGUGGUUAAACACUUUAUUGGCUAUGAUUGGUGAGCAAUUUGACCAUGGUGAUGAGAUAUGUGGAGCAGUUGUGAAUUUACGAGCAAAGCAGGAGAAAAUUUCUAUCUGGACAAAGGAUGGCCUGAAUGAAGCAGCUCAGACGAGCAUUGGGAGGCAAUGGAAGGAGCACUUGGACUACAAUGAACCUAUCGGAUUUAUACUUCAUGACGAUGCAAAAAAGCAAGAUAGAUUCGCCAAAAGUAGAUACACUGUCUGAAGUCCACAGGUUUAGCUAUCACCUUUACUUCAUCUUAUUGGAGAAGUCUCUUAACACUGGCUAGUGGAAGAUGAACAUUGUUCUUAAUCAUUCGAUUAAUUUUAUUAGAGAGCGUAGCUAUCUUCGAGGUAGAUGUUUAUCUUUUGGCAUGAACUAGCACUUUUAUUUGGUUAAGUGAACUGUUGAUCUUUUAAAUUUGUCAACGCACAUACCAUGCAACGAUCACUAUAUUAUAUUUCAAGCUUGAUGAUAUUUUCGUUUGUUCUCAA